CUUGAUCUUUCUGAUACAAAUUCUUUUGUCCCAAAGUGGAUAUUUGGACUGAGGAAACUUGUUUCUCUUCAAUUAAGAGAAAAUAACAUUCAAGGUCCGAUUCCUGAUGGUAUUCAAAACCUCACACUUCUUCAAAAUCUUGACUUGUCUAUAAAUUCAUUCUCGUCUUCUAUACCUGAUUGGUUAUACGUUCUUCAUCAUCUCAAGUUCUUGAACCUAGGAUCGAAUGACUUGUGUGGGUCCAUUUCUGUUGCCCUGGGAAAUUUGAGUUCUCUAGUUGUUCUUGAUUUGUCAGGUAAUCAACUUGAAGGCAAAAUUCCAACUUCUUUGAGUAAUCUUUGCAAUUUAAGGGAGAUAGGUUUCUCAGGUUCGAAACUCAACCAAGAGAAGUUUCAGGUUGUCAAUCUCUCCAAAAAUCAAUUGGAUGGAAAUCCAUUUGGAAUUCUUAGAUCCUUCUCUGAAUUGUUCCAACUUUUAAUUGAUGGCAAUCUAUUUCAAGGAGUUGUCAAGGAAGAUGACUUUGCAAAUCUUACAAGUUUAGAACAGGUUGAUGCAUCAGGGAACAAUUUCACUUUAAAAGUGGGUCCCAAUUGGCACCCUAUUUUUCAGGUUAGCGAAUUGGGAAUGAACUCGUGGCAGUUAGGUCCCAGCUUUCCCUCAUGGAUUCACUCACAAAAGUAUCUUAAUUAUUUGGAUUUGUCAAACGCAGGGAUUUCAGAUUCUAUCCCCUCUUGGUUUUGGGAAACAAUUUCUUUUGUUAGUGAUCUUAACCUAUCUCACAAUCAUAUCCAUGGUGAGCUACCAAAUAUUUUAAAGAAUCCAAUAUCUAUCGAAUCUGUUGAUCUAAGCUCUAAUCACUUGCAUGGAAAAUUACCCCGUCUAUUUGUUGAUGUGAGUUGGUUAGAUCUUUCAAGCAAUUCAUUCUCUGGAUCCAUGAAUGAUUUCCUAUGUAAAAGCCAAGACAAGCCAAUGCCAUUACGAUUUCUCAAUCUUGCAGCAAAUAAUUUAUCAGGGGAAAUACCUGACUGUUGGAUAAUGUGGCCAGACCUUGUGGAUGUGAAUUUACAAAGCAAUCAUUUUGUUGGGAACUUACCCCCAUCUAUGGGAUCCUUAGCUUUGCUACAAUCUUUGGGCAUUCGUAACAACUCGUUAUCAGGAAUGUUUCCUGCCACUUUGAAGAACACUAGUAAGUUAAUUUCCUUGGACCUUGGGGAAAAUAGUCUUACUGGAAUUAUUCCAGCAUGGGUUGGAGAAAGGCUCUUAAAUUUGAAAAUUCUUCGCCUUCGAUCAAACAGAUUUUUGGGUCAUAUUCCUAAUCAAAUAUGUGAUAUGAAUUUUCUUCGGGAUUUGGACCUUGCACUAAAUAGUUUGUCUGGAAAUAUACCGAAAUGUUUCAACCACUUGAAUGCCAUGUUGCUAAAGAACAAAACUAUGAAUUCAUUUAUCUAUACCAAUGCAUCUGACUGGGGGAUAGAAUUCAGUUCAAUAAGCACACUCAUAUGGGUGAAAGGAAGAGGUAUAGAGUACAGAAAUCUUCUUGGCUUGUUAACAAAUAUUGAUAUUUCUAACAAUAAUUUAUCUGGAGGGAUACCCAGAGAAAUUACAAAUCUAGAUGGAUUGAUUUAUUUGAACUUGUCCAAGAAUCAAUUUACUGGCCAAAUUCCACCAAGUAUUGGCAAUAUGAGAUCAUUAGAAUCUAUUGAUUUCUCAAGGAAUCGACUUUCCGAAGAUAUCCCUCCAUCCUUGUCAAACUUGAGCUUUCUCAGCAAGCUAGACUUGUCUUAUAAUCUUUUGAAGGGAAAAAUUCCAACAGGCACUCAAUUGCAAAGCUUUGAAGCAUCCAACUUUAUUGGCAACGAUCUAUGCGGCCCACCACUUCCUGUCAACUGUAGUUCCAACGUGCAAAUUCCUAAUGACAAUCACAAUGGAAAAAAAAGUGAUGACCAUGAAAUGAAUUGGUUUUUUGUGAGUAUGGCAUUGGGAUUUAUUGUGGGAUUCUGGGUUGUGGUUGCUCCUUUGUUUAUUUAUAGAUCGUGGAGGUAUGCCUAUUUUAAUUUUCUUGAUGACAUGUGGUACAAAAUGCAAUCUUUUUUUAGGCUGUAAAAUUGUAAUGUAGUAUUACUAUUUUAUAUG
Molecule: messenger RNA, 2133 nt
Organism: Gastrolobium bilobum
Lineage: Eukaryota; Viridiplantae; Streptophyta; Magnoliopsida; Fabales; Fabaceae
Product: receptor-like protein EIX1
Exons: 2
Molecular function (GO): protein binding
Source: RefSeq, a predicted model, not a curated record